Suillus subaureus is the source of this 1684-nucleotide messenger RNA. RefSeq lists its product as uncharacterized. Gene Ontology annotation, molecular function: protein-lysine N-methyltransferase activity. Gene Ontology annotation, biological process: peptidyl-lysine monomethylation. Bases 45 to 1205 code for a protein of 386 amino acids. The record is from RefSeq and is a predicted model, not a curated record. Gene Ontology annotation, cellular component: nucleus. The transcript is spliced from 6 exons. Lineage: Eukaryota; Fungi; Basidiomycota; Agaricomycetes; Boletales; Suillaceae.
AACAACUGUACAAGUUGAUCGGAUUCAACUUUAGCAAAUCAACCAUGGAGCCUAGCAGCACUGCCGAUCUCAGACGAUGGCUCACUACUCAUGGCGGUUUUAUUCAUCCGUUCGUCUCUUUAUCCCAAGGCAAAUUCGGACUCUCUGCCAUCGCGCAAGACACUAUCGAUGCUGACACUACGAUCGUAUCUUGUCCAUUUUCACUGGCCAUCGACCUGGAGUGUUCUCUGCAUGCUCUGACCGCGCUAUUUGGCGAAUCGUCUCUCGUUGACCUACAAUCAUGGUCGGAAAGGCAGCUUAUUUGCACUUACAUAUGCUUACACUGGAUCUUCCCUGAUUCAAGCCCAAUUCCCGACGUCCUUCGACAUCUUCCUUACUUGAAAAGCCUUCCACCUGCGGACGCACUCCUAACGCCACUUCAAUUCACGCCAUCUGAACUCGAAGCCUUCCGAGGGACUAACAUCUACGGCGCUACCCGCGAUCGUCAGGAAAGCUGGAAUGCUGAAUGGGAUAAAUGUCGAACCUUCAUCAACGCUAUUAAUGCGGAUUGGGCUGAAAGAUACACUUGGGACAAAUAUCUAAGGGCAUCGACGUAUCUUUCAACCCGCGCAUUUCCGUCCACGCUUCUAUCUCGAUCUCCUACGCUGCAAACCACCUCCUCGAGUUAUCCGUUCAUGCUUCCGGGCGUGGAUAUCCUCAACCAUUCUCGUGGACAGCCUGUCUCUUGGUGCACGUCGUAUCCGGAAGAAAAAGUCUUCAACAACUAUGGACUCAAAGCGAAUGACGAACUGAUCCUUGGAUAUGGCUUCUCGCUCCCACAAAACCCGGAUGACAAAAUUACGCUACAGCUUGGUGGGUCCUCUAACAAGUGGGUGAUCGGUCGUCUUGCAAGCGGUGUGGAAGGACUCUGGAACGAAGUAAGGCGAUUGGUGGCUGAAAUCCCGGAGGAGAUAGGGUAUGAAGAUGAUUUAGAAGCAGCACAGCUGUUGUUGGAAAUGGUUCAAAAGAAGUGCGAUUUGCUUCCAGAUCUCCCGGACGAGAACGACGCUGGCAUACGCUCGGCGGUGAGACUGAUGCUCAAACAUUACCUAGAAGGACAACGUGACAUACUUACUUCAUUGAAGUUGCACUUUGAGAAGAGACAAGAGGCCGCAGUAGAGGCCGCAAGGGAUGAAGGCAUUGAAUUAGUGUUUGAUGAUGAAUGAAUAUGGAGAACUUUUAUUGCGGGUACACACCACUAGUGCGGCCAUUGCUUUCCUCAAUCUAAUCAGUGUCAGGCGAUUUUCGGACCUUCUGCAAUUGUGCUCAAUCCAUGCAACAUCGUGUCAUAUCUAUUCUCGCUGAUUGGGUGUCGUGGCAAAUCGAACUGCAGCCGUGAUGACAUCCUCAGUUCCAUCGAGAUAUCCGAUAAAGGCUGUGAGGGAGGGCUUGGGAAGCCAAUUGAAGUUGUGUUUGGGGAUAAAUGGAUACAUCUGUGAGUACAUGAGUACCAAAACACCUUAUCCCUCGAAACUGCCGGCUAAGCCACGCCCGGACUUCCCCUCCCAUUAGUGUGCAUAAUUGGUCUCAGAGACAUCACAUAGAACCUAUUCCCUAAACUGCUCAAUGCGUACACAGUACCUGGUUCGCUAUGCAUUAUUGUCGUCCCUUCAUGAUUUGAAGUCAUUUUUGGUACACUCAUACC